Molecule: messenger RNA, 703 nt
Organism: Talpa occidentalis (Iberian mole)
Lineage: Eukaryota; Metazoa; Chordata; Mammalia; Eulipotyphla; Talpidae
Product: fetuin-B-like
Exons: 5
Coding region: 14-703 (229 amino acids)
Biological process (GO): negative regulation of endopeptidase activity; binding of sperm to zona pellucida
Cellular component (GO): extracellular region
Molecular function (GO): metalloendopeptidase inhibitor activity; cysteine-type endopeptidase inhibitor activity
Source: RefSeq, a predicted model, not a curated record
UGCUCCCCACAGAAUGGGUCUGCUCCUGCCCCUGGUGCUCUGCGCCCUGGCUGUGGGCUCUGGGGCUACAUCUCCACCCCAGCAAGUCUUCAACCCAUCGCCUUUACUCUCCCGUGGCUGCAAUGAUUCAGAUGUGCUGUCAUUUGCUAAUUUUGACCUGAGGGACAUCAACAGGGACCACAAGGAUGGCUACGUGCUGAGCCUCAACCGAGUGAGCGAUGUCCGUGAACACAGACAGGACGGACCAGCAGCUGUGUACUAUCUCACCCUAGACGUGUUAGAGACUGACUGCCACGUGCUCAUCAGGAAACCUUGGAAGAAAUGUGGAGGGAGAGCACUGCAUGAAUUAGUUUAUGGUCAAUGCAAAGCAUUAUUUUAUAUGCACAACACAGCAAGAAUCCUCCAUACACUUUCUUAUAACUGUACUCUUCGCCCAGGUAAAUUUUCUCGAAGAAGCAUUCACCAAAUCUGCCCCGAAUGCCCCAGCCCCAGUGAUUUAUCAGAUUCCAAGGUCUUGGAAGCUGCCACUGAGUCUCUUGCAAAAUACAACCAUGAGAGUGCCUCAAAGCAGUAUUCUCUGGUCAAAGUCACCAGGGCUUCUCCAGUGAGACUGAACGCCCCUGGCGUUACACCAACAGUCCUGACUGAUGCUUAUUCAAGCAGGAUCCAGAAUGCAUGUUCUUACAUAUUUCAAAAAUCAUGA